GUGUAAAAACUCUGUUCGGUUAUAAGUAAACUUGUGUGUCGUUAUUAAUAAAUAAGUAUUGUGAAAGUGAGGAUCGUUUAUCGCCACAAUGGAGUCAGUGCUGCAUCCGCCAUUACCGUUCAAAUUUGAGAACAAUUUAGUGAACGUUACAUCGGGAAAUUUAUGCAAAGAAUGGGAUAAAUGGAAAAAAGCCUUUUUAAUUUAUUACGAAGCUUGUGAAAUCGCGAAAAAACCACAAAAGGUUCAAAUUAACAUUUUACUGCAUAUAAUAGGUGAUAAGUGCCGCGAGGUAUAUGACCAGUUUAGCGAAGAGUCAAAAACUGUAGAUGAGUUGUUAAAGAAGUUUGACGAAUUUUUUGAACCCAAAAAGAACCUCGCCGUAGAGAGACACAAAUUCUUCACACGGAACCAGCAGGAGUUCGAAUCUAUUGAACAGUAUGUCUUUGAAUUAAAUGUGAUGGCGGCAAAGUGUGAGUUUAAAGAUCUGUGCAGUGACCUCGUGAGGGAUCGGUUAAUAUGCGGUAUUCAGGAGACAAGCUUGCGGGAACGACUUCUACGAGAAAGUGACUUGACGCUGCAAAAAGCUAUAGAAAUAUGUAGGCUAGCCGAAAUAUCCCGUGCUCAAGCUGGUCACAUAAAGCAGGACAAUGUGGAACAUCAUGUGCAUGAAAUCAAAACUAAGCAAAAAAAUAGCGAUGGAACGUCAAGGUCAACCGAGCUGUUGUUAUAGACAAGAACAUGAGGAUACAGAAGAUAAGGCGGUGCAUGCGGUCAGCGCGAACAAUCGCGGGCGCCGCCGCCGUGGAUCGUGGCGCGGAGGGCGCCCCGGACAGGCACACGCAGCUCCCGGGCACGACAACCUGCCAGCGGCGCGCGGCAGGUGGCAGCGGUCGUCACAAACCAACAGGACUGGCGGCCAUAG
Cydia pomonella (codling moth) is the source of this 922-nucleotide messenger RNA. RefSeq lists its product as uncharacterized. The record is from RefSeq and is a predicted model, not a curated record. NCBI's taxonomy places the organism in Eukaryota, Metazoa, Arthropoda, Insecta, Lepidoptera, Tortricidae. Bases 89 to 730 code for a protein of 213 amino acids. The transcript has a single exon.